AUGGACAAGACACGUAAGGCUAUGCUCGCUUUCAUCGAAGACAUUCCCAAUUCCAAGCUCGAGGGCGGCAUCGGCGGUUCCACAAUCUACACUGACAACCGCAACUUCCGACUGGACAACCAUGGUACUACUACAGCCAAGGACGGUAAGCCAGCCAUGCUCAACAUCCAGAUGCAGAUCAACAACCGCCCCAAGAUGACGUCUCCAGCCGAUGUUGCUCCUUCCGUGGCUAGGAUUGCUAUACCUGUUAUGGCAUCUUGUUCGGCCGAGAAGAUCAAGGCGGAACUUGAGAAGAGUCUCAUUGAGCAUGACGAGAAGACGCGCCAGUACUAG
Molecule: messenger RNA, 333 nt
Organism: Parastagonospora nodorum SN15
Lineage: Eukaryota; Fungi; Ascomycota; Dothideomycetes; Pleosporales; Phaeosphaeriaceae
Exons: 2
Coding region: 1-333 (110 amino acids)
Source: RefSeq, a predicted model, not a curated record